This is a messenger RNA of Camellia sinensis, 1360 nucleotides long. The record is from RefSeq and is a predicted model, not a curated record. NCBI's taxonomy places the organism in Eukaryota, Viridiplantae, Streptophyta, Magnoliopsida, Ericales, Theaceae.
CAAAUAUCUUGGUAACUAAAUGGAUGGUUAGCUUCUUAUGUAAGCUUGGAAAUUGAGGUGCUUUAAGGUGUGUGGGUUGUUGGAGAUAAGUAAGCUAGUAAAGGGAACCUUAUGGGAAAUACUAUGGCCAUUGAUGUAAUUCGAUCAUUGAAGAUGGGCUGGGUGAGCAGUAGAGAUGGUCUUGGGAGGAGAGGGAGAGAGCAAUAAUAGAGGUAGUGGAGAUGGAGAACCAGAUCCUAGGGGUUGGGAAGAGAUUGCUUCUUGCAAGGAGACAAAGCAGACGGAGGCUCACUAUUUGCAAGAGUAGCCAAACCAUGGAACUCGGUAUAUCACAACUGCUGAAGCCAUGUGGUUGAGGGACAAGUGACUGGCUCUCUGCAUGGUCUAACAUUUCUUAGUGGAAUGACCCCAAUUAGUAGUAGUGGAGAUGGUGAAACCAAUAUUUUCUCAGUUGCAAGAGUAAUGGGGCAAGCUCGUUGGGCAGGAGGAGCACACCACAUAUGUUUGUCAUAAUCUAGAGCUGUCUUUAUGUAAGAUCUCUCUAUUUCUAUUUCGGAAGACCAAUCAAGGUAUUAGUCCCUCGAGGGAAGAUGGGAUGAGCACCUUGACAAACCCUUAACUCCAACCAUUCUUGAGGGAACCCUAGGCUCUACUCUCGACUUAGGCAAGUGUGGGAGCAUCAUGGUGCCAUUGGAAAAUGAAGUGUACAUCAUACGAGUACACUCAAGCAGAAAAUUCACUCGGCCAAAACGAGGGAGAUCCAAGCAUAUUGGCGUGAGUGAAGAUGGGCAUUCUUAGGCAAAAACUCAAGUCAAUCAGGAGAGGAAGACUCAGCUCUCUAGGAGGCUCCUUGGAUAUUGCCUCAGAAUGCCUUGGCUUGAGACUAAUGUAACUUGCACGUUAGCUUCAGGCGGAUGAAACUUAUCAUGGAGGGAGGAUUUACUCGUGGUGAGAUCCCAUCAGUCCAUGUUUCACCUCAUGAGGCUGACACAUGAGAACAAGUUCAGUAGAGGAGGUGAUGUGCCUUCUACAUGGGUUGCCAUGUGGACCUACAAGUGCAGAAGGAAGCCUUUAUUUUAAGUCAUCUUCAUUGUCUACUAUUAUUUCAGUCUCAGAGAAGCCUGGUUUUCACACCCAACUAUGGCUAUUAGAAUUGGCCAAAGUGCUUAAGCCUGGAGGCAAUAUGUUUUUACAGGAACCAUCCUUCUUCUACAGGAACAAAGAUCUUGUUUUGGAGGAGUCGAGGGCUUGUUUAGAGCGGAACCUUUUAUUUGCAGGGUUUUAUGCAAUUGAGGAAUUUGAAUGCCUUGAUCACUUAGCUGAAAUCGAUUCUACAUCUCAAGAUUUUUACUUACGGUGA